AUGGAGGUGAGGAUGAGGAACUGCAAAGCUAAUAGCCACAGCCUUCCGGCCCUUCCAGUCGAGGUCAAGGAGGAUAUUCUUUCACGGCUUCCGGUCAAAUCCUUAUGCCGAUUCAGAUGUGUUUCAAAAUCAUGGCAUUCUCUAAUUUACGGCCCCAAAUUUGUCAAACUGCACCGUGAUAAAACUUUUCAGAAUGAGCAUGUAUUCCGCCAAAGACAAAGAGUCAUCUAUACCGGUCACAACCAAACGAUCCUCCCAAAACAUGGGAACACUUGGCCAUUUUCCCUUUACUCUUUUGAUCUCAAUUCGAAUAUUGAAACUCUGAAUGAACAUGAUAUUGUACCCACAAAGCUCGACUGGGUUUUCAGUGAAUUGAAACAUUUUGAAAUCAGCUGGGCGUCUCACUGCAAUGGCUUGUUGCUUUGCAAAUUACAUGGACAAUUGUUGAACGGAAAAUACAUGGAGUCUCUAUUAUAUAUGCUUAACCCUGCAACCAGGAAAUCAAAGGAGUUACCUCCGCCACCAGAUCUUACAACGAGGCCUCUUCGGCCUCUUCUUUAUGGGUUCGGAUUUGAUCACUCCAUUGAUGAUUACAUAGCAGUACAUGGAAAAGUGUAUAGACAUAAUGGUCACCUUGUUACUCUAUUUAGUGUCUACACCUUAAAAACUGGUCAUUGGCGAGUGAUUGAGAAGCAAUUUCCCUAUAGUUAUUCUCGUUGUUGUUCAAGUCAUGGUGGUAUCUUGUUGAAUGGUAGCUUUCACUGGUUGAUGUUCAACAAUCCCCCAUUUCAAGGAGGGCCAACGAUGCUCGUAUCUCUCCAUUUAGCAGAGGAGGAGAUUCGUGAAAUUCCAUUGCCGGAAUCAUUUCCAAGCUACUUAAAUCUCGGGGUCUUCAGGGAAGAGAGGCUGUUUAUAACAGUGAAUACACCAGGACUGUGUAAUCACAUCUGGGUCAUGAUGGAGUAUGGAAACGUAGAGUCUUGGACUAAAGUUAAUGUGAGGGUCUCCAUUCCGAACUACUUAUCAAGGUUUUGUAACUGGGACCAAUCUUGGGAUUUGGGAGUGCGGGAAGAAAUGCUAUCACUUUACAAUAGAAAUGAAAAUUGCCAUCUCAUGCAAGCAAUCCGUGGAACUGGCAAAGUUGAAAGUGUUGGAGUUUACUUGGAGAGCCUUGCUUCGCUUAAUGAUGGAGAAGCUGAUCUACUUCUUCAAGAGCCUAGCAAUGGCAGACGCAGACAAUUAUGUAGAUGGGGGGCAAACAGAAAGAGAAGGUUAACCAUUCCAGUAAACAACAUAAAACCCCAGUCCUAG
Molecule: messenger RNA, 1311 nt
Organism: Argentina anserina (silverweed cinquefoil)
Lineage: Eukaryota; Viridiplantae; Streptophyta; Magnoliopsida; Rosales; Rosaceae
Product: F-box/kelch-repeat protein At3g06240-like
Exons: 1
Coding region: 1-1311 (436 amino acids)
Molecular function (GO): protein binding
Source: RefSeq, a predicted model, not a curated record